Vespula vulgaris is the source of this 698-nucleotide messenger RNA. It is a transcript of the gene Ufc1, whose product is annotated as ubiquitin-fold modifier-conjugating enzyme 1. The record is from RefSeq and is a predicted model, not a curated record. The transcript is spliced from 4 exons. The coding region runs from base 90 to 602 and encodes 170 amino acids. Lineage: Eukaryota; Metazoa; Arthropoda; Insecta; Hymenoptera; Vespidae. Gene Ontology annotation, cellular component: cytoplasm. Gene Ontology annotation, molecular function: UFM1 conjugating enzyme activity. Gene Ontology annotation, biological process: protein K69-linked ufmylation.
CUUCUUAGAUGGCGCUCAAUAAUCAACGUGGUGUUAUAGUGUCAAUAAUUAUUUGAGAGUAGUACUGAUUUAUUUUGUUGUAAAUUAUAAUGGAAGAUGAACUGACAAAUAAAACAUUAGCAGGUAUUCCUUCGUUACAAAUAAAAGCUGGACCUAGAGAUAAAAAUUUGUGGGUACAACGAUUAAAAGAAGAAUAUCAAGCAUUGAUUACGGUAAUCAUAUGUAUUCUACUUUCUAAACAUGAGAGUUUCCAUAUGUUAGAAUCAAAUAAAGAAGGUACAAGAUGGUUUGGAAAAUGUUGGUACAUGCAAAAUUAUUUAAAAUAUGAAUUUGAAGUAGAAUUUGAUAUCCCUGUAACGUAUCCCUCAACAGCACCUGAGAUUGCCUUACCAGAAUUGGAUGGUAAAACAGCAAAAAUGUACAGAGGUGGAAAAAUCUGUUUAACAGAUCACUUUAAACCAUUAUGGGCACGUAAUGUACCCAAAUUUGGUAUUGCUCAUGCCAUGGCUCUUGGUCUUGGACCAUGGCUCGCGGUAGAAAUACCUGAACUUAUACAAAAAGGAAUAGUAGUGCAUAAGGAAAAAAAUGAAGAAAAAAAAUAACACAUACUUUAUAUAGAUUAAAUAAUUAGAAACAAAAGAAAUACUUGUAUUUUAAAUGAUAAUUGUUAAAAUAAUGUGUUUAUCACAUAUGCUUUA